GGAAAAAUGCUCCGAGCCGCCAGCAACGGCCUCCGUAACACGGUCGCCGCCCGUUCUGUUUCGCUUUCCGCUGCAAACCACAGUGAUGCCAAGCGAUCCGAUAUUGCUCAAUACAAGGUCGUCGAUCAUGCUUACGACGCAGUUGUUGUUGGAGCCGGAGGAGCUGGUCUCCGUGCCGCUAUGGGACUUGCCGAAGGAGGACUUAAGACCGCUGUUAUCACCAAACUUUUUCCAACCAGAUCUCACACAGUCGCAGCUCAAGGAGGAAUCAAUGCUGCUCUAGGAAACAUGAACCCAGAUAACUGGCGCUGGCAUUUCUACGACACUGUGAAAGGAUCCGAUUGGCUCGGAGAUCAGGAUGCCAUUCACUACAUGACUCGUGAAGCCGAGAGAGCUGUCAUUGAGCUUGAGAAUUACGGAAUGCCAUUCUCUCGUACCACCGAUGGAAAAAUUUACCAGCGUGCUUUCGGAGGACAAUCCAACGAUUUUGGACGUGGAGGACAGGCUCACAGAACUUGCUGUGUUGCUGAUCGUACUGGUCAUUCUCUUCUCCACACCCUCUACGGAGCUUCCCUCCAAUACAACUGCAACUACUUUGUUGAGUACUUUGCCCUAGAUCUCAUCAUGGAGAACGGAGUCUGUGUCGGAGUCAUCGCCAUGGAUCUUGAAGAUGGAACUAUUCAUCGUUUCCGCUCAAAGAACACUGUUCUCGCUACUGGUGGAUACGGAAGAGCCUUCUUCUCUUGCACAUCUGCUCACACUUGCACUGGAGACGGAACUGCUUUGACUGCUCGUGCUGGAAUCAACAACUCUGACAUGGAGUUUGUUCAAUUCCACCCAACUGGAAUCUAUGGAGCUGGAUGCUUGAUCACUGAGGGAUCUCGUGGAGAAGGAGGAUAUUUGGUGAACUCCGCUGGAGAACGGUUCAUGGAACGUUAUGCACCAAACGCCAAGGAUCUCGCCUCCCGUGACGUCGUGUCUCGUUCGAUGACUGUUGAAAUUAUGGAGGGACGUGGAGUUGGACCAGACAAGGAUCACAUUUACCUCCAACUGCACCAUCUUCCAGCAGAGCAACUUCAACAAAGAUUGCCAGGAAUUUCUGAGACAGCCAUGAUCUUCGCCGGAGUUGACGUCACCAAGGAACCAAUCCCAGUUAUUCCAACCGUUCACUACAAUAUGGGAGGAGUACCAACCAACUAUAAGGGACAAGUUCUCAACUACACACCCAAAAAGGGAGAUGAAGUCGUUCCAGGACUUUAUGCUGCAGGAGAAUGCGGAGCUCACUCUGUCCACGGAGCUAACAGACUUGGAGCCAACUCCCUUUUGGAUUUGGUCAUCUUCGGAAGAGCAUGCGCUAUUGACAUCCUCAAGAACACCUCUGCCGGAGUUGGAGUUCCAGAACUUCCAAAGAACGCCGGAGAGGCCUCCGUUGCCAACAUUGACAAACUCCGUCACAACAAGGGAGACAUCUCAACUGCCGAGCUUCGUCUCACCAUGCAAAAGUCAAUGCAAAACCACGCCGCCGUAUUCCGUCGUGGAGAUAUCUUGAAGGAGGGAGUCAAGGUCUUAUCCAAGUUGUACAAGGACCAAGCUCAUCUCAACGUUGCUGACAAGGGACUCGUCUGGAACUCGGAUCUCAUUGAGACCCUCGAGCUCCAGAACUUGCUCAUUAACGCUACCCAAACCAUCGUUGCCGCUGAGAACAGAGAGGAAUCCCGUGGAGCCCACGCUCGUGACGACUUCCCUGACAGACUCGACGAGCUCGACUACAGCAAGCCAUUGGAGGGACAGACCAAGAAGGAGUUGAAGGACCACUGGCGCAAGCAUUCGAUCAUCAGAUCGAACAUCGAAACAGGAGAGGUUUCACUUGACUAUCGUCCAGUCAUUGACACUACUCUCGACAAAAGCGAAACCGACUGGGUGCCACCAAAGGUCCGCUCCUAUUAGGCACUCUCUCCGCCCCCCCCCCCCCCCCCACAAUGAAUUCCCUCCCAAGUUGUAUAGUCCCCUAAUUGCGAAAAACUUUGUUUUUUGUCUCUAUUUUUCAUCAACAGCCCAUGCAACACUGUAACUGUCACCAGUUUGCCUUCGUUCCCCGUUUUAUUAAGAUUCGCGCGCCUCAACGUCCCUCCCAUUCAAUUCUCAUUGUUUUUUCUUCAUUCUUCCUUAAGUUUGUGUCACCGUUUUUGUUAUCUAUUUUUAAAAAAAGUGUAUGCAUUAUUGGUAGAUGUGUGUAAUUUAGUAGCAAAAUAGAUUGCUGAACCUUUGAAAUAAAGUAUUUGAGACACCAUCGUCAUUUGAAUAGGAACGUGCCGCAGAACAGUUAAUAAUAUUAGGGCACAGUAUAAAGUAUUUUAUGUUUUAUUAUUUUAUAUGUUUUAUUUUAUGUUUUAACAAGGC
Molecule: messenger RNA, 2400 nt
Organism: Caenorhabditis elegans
Lineage: Eukaryota; Metazoa; Nematoda; Chromadorea; Rhabditida; Rhabditidae
Gene: sdha-1
Product: Succinate dehydrogenase [ubiquinone] flavoprotein subunit, mitochondrial
Exons: 7
Coding region: 7-1947 (646 amino acids)
Biological process (GO): electron transport chain; tricarboxylic acid cycle
Cellular component (GO): mitochondrial inner membrane
Molecular function (GO): oxidoreductase activity, acting on the CH-CH group of donors; flavin adenine dinucleotide binding; succinate dehydrogenase (quinone) activity
Source: RefSeq, marked reviewed